This is a messenger RNA of Trypanosoma theileri, 927 nucleotides long. RefSeq lists its product as uncharacterized. The record is from RefSeq and is a predicted model, not a curated record. The transcript has a single exon. Bases 1 to 927 code for a protein of 308 amino acids. NCBI's taxonomy places the organism in Eukaryota, Euglenozoa, Kinetoplastea, Trypanosomatida, Trypanosomatidae.
AUGAUGUUAUACCGUGUGUUGUAUUUACUUACUUUGCUGCUAAGCAUUGCUUCUGUGUGUGUGGCCUCUGAAGAGCUUUCUCGUGCCAAAGCACCAGAGGAAAGAAGUGAGACAGGCCCUGCUGGUCCUGCUGGUCCUACUGGUACUUGUUCUCCUGAUGUGCAGUGUCCUCCUGCUCGUAGUGGAGAUUCUCCUACUGAUUGUGAAGAAACUGCCAAGAAGAAUUGUACUACCGCUAGUGGUGACGUCCAAGAGAAUUGUGUUCCUGAUUCUCUUGCUCCUUGCACUACACCAAAGGAACCAGCUCCAACUACACCAAAGGAACCAGCACCAACUACACACAAGGAAGAACUUCGUGAAGGCAAACCCGGUCCUGUUGGUGCUGCUGGCGCUGAAGAACCAGGAACAGGAGCUGCUGGUCCUGGUGCUCUUCCUGCAGUUGGUGAUGUUGCUUCACCCAAUUCUAUUCCGGAAGCAAGUCAAGCUACGAAACCUGAUCAACGCGAAGCUGAUCACGCUGCUUCAGCUCCUGGUGAGAGACCUGGUGGCCAGAUUGCAGUUGAAGAUCACGCUGAAAGCAGCGACAAAGGAGAAGCAGGUGGAAGUGCAACAACGGCUGACGGUGCAGCACAACAGCCUUCUUCUUCUCCCACUACAGUCACAGAGAGUACCAGUGGAUCUGACACUUCAACAGAAAAUGGCAGUACAUCUGCAGGAACUGAGCCCACAAGCACCCAAAGCACUGAUGUGGGAAAUACAGAAACAAACACCACCACCACCACAACAACAACAACAACAACACUUCCUCCUGAGACUGCAAACAACAAGAAGGGUGAUGCAGACAGUAGCAGCAGUAUCAGCAGUUCUGUGUGGGUACGUGUACCACUACUGAUUGUGGUUACACUGGCCUGUAUUCUUGUGUGCUGA